AAUUCAUAACUCCUUAUUUUAAGUUACAAAUCAACAUCAUUUAUCACAGAAAAACCCAUCAACAACUACAAAAAAACAAACAACGCAGAGAAAUCUGCGUCUUUUCCAUACGUAUUUGCGUCAAAAUAAACUUAACAAUUCAGCUAAAAGUCAAAUACACAAACCAAAUCUGACACUAAUUAAAACUAGUUUGAAUAUGUUGUCGAGAUGAGUUUCCCCUUGACGCGCUGAUGCCAAAGCGAGGGGGUGUGGUUAUCUGCUCUUCAGUGCGCAUCAGGUGUCCAUCUCCACUAUAUAUAAACCCCUGUGAACAACUGAGAGGAAGAGCAGCAAGACAAGGACAACACCGGGGACAUCACAUCAAGAGACAACUCGCAACAAAUAAAUGGCCAACAUGAUGAGAUCGUGGAUGAUGCUCGCAGCGCUCGUGGUCUGCAUGCUGGUGUGUUGGAGCAGCUUGGCGGACGCCUAUCCUCCCAAACCGGAGAACCCUGGAGGCAACGCCUCUCCGGAGGACUGGGCCAAAUACCACGCUGCUGUCAGGCAUUACGUCAAUCUCAUCACCAGGCAGAGGUAUGGGAAGAGGUCUUCCCCCGAGCAGGCGGUGGCGUGGCUGCUGUUUGGAGCUGAUUCCAGCCAAGACGCUGAACCACGCGCGGACUAUAGCGAUCAGUGGUGAAUGAGCCCAAUGUCAACCCUAACCACCCCCACUUCCUCGAUUCACCAACAAUAAAAAAAAAAACUGAGAUUCUCAACCUGCACUGGAUUUUGUGACUCUCCAUACUUAAUUAUUUAAUGCAUGCAAAUCUAUCUAUUUAUCUCCUUCUCUCUCUGUUUGUCUUCCUCUUUCAGUAAAUCUAGAUAUUUGUUUCUUUGGCCAAAAAAAUGUAAAUAAUUUGUAUCAAUCACUUUACAAUAAAGAAUUGAAUUGAAAUAAACUAUUAAAU
Molecule: messenger RNA, 947 nt
Organism: Sebastes umbrosus (honeycomb rockfish)
Lineage: Eukaryota; Metazoa; Chordata; Actinopteri; Perciformes; Sebastidae
Product: peptide Y
Exons: 4
Coding region: 386-679 (97 amino acids)
Biological process (GO): feeding behavior; neuropeptide signaling pathway
Cellular component (GO): extracellular region
Molecular function (GO): neuropeptide hormone activity; neuropeptide Y receptor binding
Source: RefSeq, a predicted model, not a curated record